UAAGGGUGUGACACCCUCUCCCGUCAGGAGCUGUUUACUUUCGGCAGCUGUGGUUCUGAAAGAGAUCAUGAGAGAUGGAGCUCCAGGAAACAGUGUCUGUGCCGGUGUUUCCAGCAGUGGAUAAGGACGGGUUUCUGCGAGACAUCUAUCCACAGCGCCGACCAGCCGUGCUGAGGGGGUUGAGUCUGGGAGAGUGUGUGGAGAAAUGGACCGUGGAAUAUCUGGGAGAGAGAGGGGGAGACAAGGAGGUGAAGGUCCAUGUCUCCACGGUGCCGCACAUGGACUUCCUCCACAAAAACUUUGCAUACAAGACUCUUCCAUUCAAUGAAUUUGUAAAAAGAGCAUCUGAAAAGAAACACUCAGACUUCUUCCUGUGUGAAGAUGAAAGCUAUUAUCUUCGAUCACUGGGAGAGGACGUACGAAAGGAACCUGCUGAUAUGAGCAAACAGUUCCCAGGCUUGGCGGAGGACUUUCUCAUCCCACAAUUCUUUGAGCCUGAUCAGUUUUUCUCCAGCGUGUUCCGCAUCAGCUCCUGUGGCCUGCAGCUGUGGACGCACUACGAUGUGAUGGAUAACCUGCUGGCUCAGGUGACAGGGAGGAAGAGGGUUGUGCUCUACAGCCCACAGGAUGCAUUGCACCUCUACCUGUCAGGUGAUAAAUCAGAAGUCCUAGACAUCGACUCCCCCGACCUGAACCACUUUCCUGACUUUGUGAAGGCAAAGAGACACGAGUGUGUGUUGGAGCCUGGAGACCUGCUCUUCAUCCCUGCCCUGUGGUUCCACAACACCCGGGCCCUGCAGUUCGGUGUAGGGGUAAACGUCUUCUGGCGCCACCUUCCUGCGGACAGCUAUGACAGGAAGGACCCGUACGGGAACAAAGAUCCGGUGCCGGCGUCCCGGGCCCUGCAGGGCCUGGAGAGAGCGCUGCACGCUCUGGACCAGCUGCCCCAGGAGUAUCGGGACUUCUAUGGCCGCCGCAUGAUUCAGCGCAUCCAGCAGAGGACGUACUGCUGCAGUCUGUCCAUCAGCACACAGAACUCAUUACCAAGCAGCCAGUGCACCAAGCCGGCAUGAGGACAGAAGGAGCAUAGAAACCUGAGGACUGUUCUCAUGGCUGUGCUGUUUCACUUACAGCAGGGGGGUCAAACUCAAUUUCAUCGUGGGCCUCAUAAGCGUUAUAGUUCCCCAUAAAGGGCCGGUUGUAACUUUAAGACUUUAUAAAUAUACAUAUCUAAUGUAUAAAAUAAUGUAUUAUUUGACAUAAUUGUUCUGCAUUGGAAUAUUAUUGGUUUUAGUUAUAACCUGAUUAAUAUCUCCCUUAAAGCAGAACUCUUUGGGUGCACACUUACAUUUUGCUGUCUUACAGUAACAUAAAUCCCAUGAAUUUAUGAGAUAAAGUUAGCCUCAUCAUAUCUCAUCAGAGAUCAACAUAUUUUUUAAGUGAAUAAUAAAAAAAAGAAAAUACAAUCUACAGUAUGUUAAUGCUGAGAUAUCCAGGGAUGCGUUUUCCUAAAAUAUUGCAAAUAAAUGAUUUUGGCUCAUACAUUGCAUAAAGAUGAAAAUAACAUAAAAGCUUAUUUGAUGCAUUAGCAACAACACAACACCUUACAAUGAUUACUUUUCAUAUCACAAAAUAUUAUUUCAUCACAUACAUUUUCCAUUAAUGAGUUAUAACAACUAAUUCAUUUUGUUUGAACUAUUUUCUGUAUGAACGGAUCAUCUAGCAGUUUUUGGAAAUGUGUCAUAAUAGGUGAAACUCCUGUUCUAACAUUAAACAUUUUAUUAUGUUUUAAA
Molecule: messenger RNA, 1793 nt
Organism: Eleginops maclovinus (Patagonian blennie)
Lineage: Eukaryota; Metazoa; Chordata; Actinopteri; Perciformes; Eleginopidae
Gene: tyw5
Product: tRNA-yW synthesizing protein 5
Exons: 8
Coding region: 75-1073 (332 amino acids)
Biological process (GO): wybutosine biosynthetic process
Molecular function (GO): 2-oxoglutarate-dependent dioxygenase activity; tRNA binding
Source: RefSeq, a predicted model, not a curated record